UGUUGAUGUUAUGUAUGUAUGUCGUUGUACAGUGCAUGUGUAACGAUGUGAAGAKCUUGUGGAUUUYYCUUCGUUUCUCCUUUUAAACCCUUCAGAGCCCAUGUAGUGAGAAAUCCCUUUGUGAUUUUCAAAUGGCAAUGCAGACGUGUGUAGUUUAUGGUCGUUUUUUCUGUUCGCAAGCUCGGCAAGCAGUUGGUCAAAUUCUCGGCCAGCAAACUGGCCCGGCGAGAGUUCGUCUUGUCGCAGUUUGUUGUGGAUUUUCCAAGGAUUUGAAUUCACCUGCGAGGAAGUUUGUAUUCGGAGAUGAUGCUUACUUUGUUGCAGAUAACAGGCAGARCAGUGUUAUGGGGGUUGCAGAUGGAGUUGGAGGCUGGCGUCAAUAUGGCAUUGAUUCAUCCAAGUUUGCAAGUUCUCUGAUGGAGGGGUGCAGAAAAUUUGUCAUUAGUGGUGGUCUGGAUUUACAAUCACCUAUUGCUAUUCUUAAAAGUGCUUUUAAAGAAAUGACAGAACUCAAGGAUUCUGUUUUUGGAAGCAGCACUGCAUGUAUUGUAGUACUAGAUAAAAACAGCAAGACAUUGCACUCUAUGAAUUUAGGAGACUCUGGCUUUGUAAUCAUAAGAAAAGGUCAUAUAGUACACCAAUCAUCAGACCAACAGCAUUACUUUAAUACUCCAUAUCAACUAGCUAUUCCUCCACCAGGACAAGACGGACGAGUCAUACAAGACAGUUUGGAUGAAGCAGACAGUACAUCAUUUCAAGUWGAAGUUGAUGAUCUCAUAGUCAUGGGUACAGAUGGUUUAUUUGAUAAUUUACCAACAGACCAAAUAGUUGAAGAAGCAUCUUUAUUAGAGAACUUUGACAAAGAAAACAUUCAGUUACUAGCAGAUAACCUUGCCACAAAAGCCAAGUGUCUUGCAUUUGACCCAAGUUAUGACUCUCCUUUUGCAAAGCAAGCUAAAUUUGAAGGUUUGCAGAUAACUGGUGGAAAACCAGAUGACAUCACUGUACUUAUUAGUGUAGUUACAUCAGACCAAAGUCAGGCAACUGAAUGAAGGUCAUAUGUCUAGUACUUUAAUAUUGAUAGUAUAACAUAAAUAGUUCAUUCUGAAAACGGUCUUCAUGGUGACAUUAAUGUUGGUGAUCCAGAGACUUUUAGAGUUAAUGCCAUAAGUGAAGUAGAUACCAUCUCGAAAAAUGGCUGAUUUUUGCAUCAAAGUGAAAAACGAGUUGAGUUAUGUAAUAGAUACCUUUUUCACACCAACAAUAAUUAUUUCACAGUAUCUAUCACUGCAGGCUUACAGGUGUCUCAUUUUGAUGCAAAUUAUCCUGAUAUUUUCAUUCAAUAUUUUUCAACAUUGAGUUUGACUGAAAAUUGUAAUAUAAAUUGUGCUCAAAACAUAGCAGGUUGCACUUGGUAUUUUAUACAAGAUGUGGUAUGUCAGCAUGAAAACCUCUCUUAGAUUGGUAUGUCAUUAUAAUAAUUYUUAAUUGGUGUUGAGAGGCAGCAGUAGCAAAAACCUGACUUUCUUAAUUUUUGGUAAAACAAUAGAAAUGAAUAUUGAACAAAUGUACUCUAGCUUCGAUAUCUUAUCCAUGCAGCCUAAGCCCCAAACGUAUCAUAAAAAUGAUAUUCUUUUUAUUAUAAUAUAAUAUCAAAACCUUGUUGCAUUGUGUGAUAUUGAGGCUAAGGUAGACUUUGCUCGCUUAUUUUUUUCUCGUGCUUCGCGCUCGGAGUUCUAUUCUUUCGUUUUAUGAGUCCAAAGAGAGUCUGCCUUGUAGCAAGUCUAAGGCUAAGGCUGCACAAAAAGAUCCUUUGAAACUGGAGCAUUGCUAUGAUAUAUAGAAAACACUAGGAAAAUGUAUUAUGCAAGAUUAAUGCAACUUUGCAUGCUUUUGAAUAAUUAUAUUUUAUUAUUUAUUAUUAUGUUUGAUAAUGUUUUUGUCCUUGGGUAGGGAGAUACUGUAGGGUGAGUGUCCUUAAUAACGCACAGUCUUGUACUUGAGGGGGGAUUUUUUGAGAUAUUGCAUUCAAUAUUUUUUACAUAAAUCUACCAUGUCACUCAAUCAGUCCUACUUUUCUGUAGGCUGCAUGCCAUAGCAAUGUAGUUGUACCAAAAUGAAAGGGAAAAGAUAGUUUGAACAUUUCAAGUUAAUUGAGUUUUACAAUUAUCAUUCUAUAGUUAUCAUUCAAUAUAUUGCGUUAGUUUGAGAAAUGUACAGAUUUCAUAUUUUUAGCAUUUGUAAUGAUUAUAAUAAUUAGUAACCAGAUGCCUUUCAAUGACUUAUUGAUUGUGGUUAACUCAAACACUAGAACUCUAGUACCCUUUUUUCAUAAUGUUUAGGAAAUUGUGAUUCACAUUUCUUAAAACAAACUUGUACAAUUUCUUUAAGUCUUAGCUUUAUCAACUAAGAUAGUUUCUGUGUCCAACAUUGGUUUUUCAAAUAGGUGUAAAUAAUGAUAUCUAAACUCAGUCAUUUCUUCUUCUUUCAUCGACAUUGUCAUUGACUAGAUCACAUGACCAAUCAAUCAGUGAAAAAAACAUCAGUGAUAAGUACUAAUUUAGUGCAGACUAUGAAAAUAGGAAACAUAGUAACAUUGAGCAGUGCAGUUUCAUGGUGUUUUUACACAACAUAGUUACUAUCUGACAUUCUAAUUUUUUUCAUGAAAUUUGUCCAGCUGCUAAAGUAAUUAGCUAGUUGUGUAAAUUUUGYAAUUUGUAAUUAUAUUAUAGUGAAAUAAUAAUAAUAAAAAAACGUUUUAGAAAA
This is a messenger RNA of Exaiptasia diaphana, 2766 nucleotides long. Its product is annotated as protein phosphatase PTC7 homolog. The record is from RefSeq and is a predicted model, not a curated record. The transcript has 5 exons. NCBI's taxonomy places the organism in Eukaryota, Metazoa, Cnidaria, Anthozoa, Actiniaria, Aiptasiidae. Bases 132 to 1052 code for a protein of 306 amino acids.